This is a messenger RNA of Didymodactylos carnosus, 852 nucleotides long. The record is from the annotation of a GenBank genome assembly. NCBI's taxonomy places the organism in Eukaryota, Metazoa, Rotifera, Eurotatoria, Philodinida, Philodinidae.
AUGAUCAGUGCGUCUGGACGUCAAAAAGUUCUUUAUUCCAUUUCCGAGACAAAUGACGAAAGUACUGAUGAUAUUUAUGAUUAUAUGCACAUAAACAAUGAGCUGAUAAACACAUGUAAACAUAAAUACUGGCCCACGGUUUUUGAUUCAGGUCUUAUUACUCAACAAGUAAGCUCUGUGAUAUUUUUUGUUGUGAUAUUUAUUUACUUGGAUAAUAAAACGUUAGAACCUGGUGAUGUAUUAUAUGGAAAUGCUUUAUUAAUAUUACUUGGACUUUGUUUCUAUAGAUGGCUCAAUUUACCAUUUGGUGUAAGAUUGUGGAAAGACAAUUUAAAAACUCUUUCAGCUUUCAUUUUGUUUGGCUUUAUGGUAUCACCGGUCAUAGCUACAUUAACAAAAACAAUUAGUACAGAUACAAUUUAUGCAAUGAGUACGAUUAUGAUGUUAGCACAUUUAAUAUUUUAUGAUUACGGAUGCGAAACAGCCAUGGUUCAAAAGGCACUUUCAUUCAGUGCUGCAUUAUUCUCAGCCGUAUGUCUUGCAUCGAGACUGGCAACUUCAUUGCAUACAUUUACAAUGGUUUCUUGUGCAGUAUUGAUAUUUACAGUGGGAUCAGAAUUACGAAAAUUAGUAAAAGCUGAGAGUUUGAAAACAUUUAUAUUUCUUACAAUUAUUCAUGUAAUUCUAUGUAUCAUAUUUUUAAGUCGUUUAUCAUUUAUUCAUUGUUUUCUCUAUGGAAUUAGUGUUUUACUUCUAACAUUCAUUUGUCCUAAAUGGUUGAUUUCUUUACAAAAAUACAAAACUUCAAUGCGUGGACCAUGGGAUGAAGCUGAAAUUAGUUUAGAUAAAUAA